GCCAGCAGGGGGCGUCAUUCCAGCUCAUUUACAUUGCUUCUUUGCCGGGCGGGAUUUCCGCAAUAAUAUCAAGUAUGGCGAAAACAUACGACUAUUUGUUUAAAUUACUGUUAAUCGGAGACUCUGGUGUCGGGAAGACCUGCGUCCUGUUCAGGUUUUCGGAAGACGCCUUCAAUUCAACGUUUAUCUCAACUAUAGGCAUUGAUUUCAAGAUUAGGACAAUAGAGCUUGACGGCAAGAAGAUAAAGUUACAAAUAUGGGAUACAGCUGGUCAGGAACGCUUCCGAACAAUCACAACAGCCUACUACAGAGGUGCAAUGGGCAUCAUGCUCGUCUACGACAUCACAAACGAAAAAUCCUUUGAAAAUAUCAAGAACUGGAUAAGGAAUAUAGAAGAGCAUGCGUCAGCGGACGUUGAGAAGAUGGUCCUUGGCAACAAAUGUGACAUCAAUGACAAACGGCAGGUGUCCAAAGAGAUGGGGGAAAAGCUUGCACUAGAGUAUGGAAUAAAGUUCAUGGAGACCAGCGCAAAGUCCAACAUCAACGUGGAAAAUGCGUUUUUGAUGCUGGCCAGAGACAUCAAAUCAAAAAUGGACACAAAAUUGGAGGGCAACACACCGCAAGGAAGCAGUCAGGGCGUAAAGAUCUCAGAGCCUCAGAAAAAGACCAGCUUCUUCCGCUGUAGCCUACUCUGAGGACUGAGGCCUUUCAUACUGACUGGACAUAAAUAGACUGUUCUUGCUCUUAGCACUUCCUCCCCCUUUCUCUCCAGCUAUGGUCAGUCCUAAAAGCCCACGUAAGCCAUUAUAUUGUCAGUAAAUGGAGGACUUCCCCUCCUUGCUUCCUCUUC
This is a messenger RNA of Pundamilia nyererei, 850 nucleotides long. Its product is annotated as ras-related protein Rab-8A-like. The record is from RefSeq and is a predicted model, not a curated record. Bases 75 to 695 code for a protein of 206 amino acids. The transcript is spliced from 8 exons. Gene Ontology annotation, molecular function: GTP binding; GTPase activity. NCBI's taxonomy places the organism in Eukaryota, Metazoa, Chordata, Actinopteri, Cichliformes, Cichlidae.